Messenger RNA from Salmo salar (Atlantic salmon), 2965 nucleotides. RefSeq names its product Zygotic DNA replication licensing factor mcm6-B (gene mc6zb). Gene Ontology annotation, cellular component: nucleus; MCM complex. NCBI's taxonomy places the organism in Eukaryota, Metazoa, Chordata, Actinopteri, Salmoniformes, Salmonidae. The record is from RefSeq and is marked provisional. Gene Ontology annotation, biological process: mitotic DNA replication; DNA replication initiation; double-strand break repair via break-induced replication. Gene Ontology annotation, molecular function: ATP binding; single-stranded DNA binding; single-stranded 3'-5' DNA helicase activity.
UGAAGACGGAAGAGAUUUUAGAAACAAUUUUAAAUUUCAGUAUUAAUCCAGUGAAAAGAUGGAUCUUGCACAGACGACUCAGGAGAAUGCGGGACAGAUGGUGAAAGACGAGUUGGCAGAGAAAUGCCAGAAGCUUUUCCAGGCUUUCUUAGAAGAGUACCAGACAUCAGACGGUGAGGUGAAGUAUGUCCGUGAUGCUGAGGAGCUGAUCAGGCCUGAGAGAAACACUCUGUUGGUCUCCUUCACUGAUCUGGAAGGAUUUAACCAGGAACUGGCAACCACCAUCCAGGAGGACUUCUACAGAGUAUAUCCCUUCCUCUGUCGUGCGGUGAGGAACUUUGCUAGGGAUCACGGGAAUAUCCCUGUGAAUAAGGAGUUCUAUUUGGCCGUCCAGGACCUGCCCACCAGACACAAGAUCCGUGAGCUGUCCUCCUUGCGUAUUGGCUCUCUGGUGCGCAUCAGUGCACAGGUGGUGAGGACACACCCUGUACACCCAGAACUGGUGAGCGGGACGUUCCUGUGUCUGGACUGCCAGGGGGUGUGUCCGGACGUGCCCCAGCAGUUCAAGUACGCCCCGCCCACCGUCUGCAGGAACCCCGUCUGCAGCAACCGCGCUCGCUUCCACCUCGACACACACCGCUCCAAAUUCAUCGACUUCCAGAAGGUGCGUAUCCAGGAGACCCAGGCAGAGCUGCCUAGAGGGUCCAUCCCCCGCUCCCUAGAGGUGAUUCUGAGGGCUGAGGCCGUAGAGACGGCCCAGGCCGGAGACCGCUGUGACAUCACUGGCUCUCUCAUAGUGGUGCCCGACGUCUCCCAGCUCAGCACCGCAGGUGUGCGAGCGGAGACCAGUUCCCGCGUAGGAGGGAGACAGGGUUAUGAGAACGAGGGCCUUCGCGGUCUUAAAGCCCUGGGAGUCAGAGAGCUGUCCUACAGGCUGGCCUUCCUCGCCUGCCAUGUGGCUCCUACCAACCCCAGGUUCGGAGGGAAGGAGCUGCGUGAUGAGGAUCAGACAGCAGAGAGCAUCAAGAGCCAGAUGUCAGUUCAGGAGUGGGAGAAGGUGUUUGAGAUGAGCCAAGACAAGAACCUCUACCACAACCUCGGCACCAGCCUCUUCCCCACCAUACACGGUAAUGACGAGGUGAAGCGUGGCAUCCUGCUGAUGUUGUUCGGGGGUGUUCCCAAAACCACCAUGGAGGGAACAUCUCUCAGAGGAGAUGUGAACGUCUGCAUCGUAGGAGACCCCUCUACCGCCAAGAGCCAGUUCCUCAAGCAUGUGGAGGAGUUCAGUCCCAGGGCUGUGUAUACCAGUGGGAAGGCCAGCAGUGCAGCUGGUUUAACAGCAGCCGUGGUUCGAGACGAGGAGUCACACGAGUUCGUCAUCGAGGCCGGAGCUCUCAUGCUCGCUGACAACGGUGUGUGUUGUAUUGAUGAGUUUGACAAGAUGGAGACCAGAGACCAAGUGGCCAUCCAUGAGGCCAUGGAGCAACAGACCAUCUCCAUCACUAAAGCUGGAGUCAAGGCCACUCUGAAUGCCCGUACAUCCAUCCUGGCGGCUGCUAACCCGGUCGGUGGUCGCUACGACCGCAGCAAGAGUCUGAAACAGAACGUCAACCUGUCCGCUCCCAUCAUGAGCCGCUUCGACCUCUUCUUCAUCCUGGUGGACGACUGCAAUGAGGUGACAGACUAUGCCAUAGCCAGGCGUAUCGUGGAUCUGCACUCUCGCAUUGAGAACUCAGUAGACAGACUCUACUCUCUGGAUGAGAUAAGAAGAUACCUGCUCUUCGCCCGACAGUUCAAACCCAAGAUCUCUGGUGAGUCUGAGGAGUUCAUCGUGGAGCAGUACAAACGGCUGCGUCAGCGCGACGGCUCUGGGGGCGUGGCCAAGUCGGCCUGGCGAAUCACGGUGCGGCAGCUAGAGAGCAUGAUCCGCCUCUCUGAGGGCAUGGCCCGCAUGCACUGCUGCGACGAGGUCCAGCCUAAGCACGUGAAGGAGGCGUUCCGCCUGCUGAAUAAGUCCAUCAUCAGAGUGGAGACGCCUGACGUCAAUCUGGAACAAGACCAGGAGAUGAGGGAGGAGGAGGAAGAAGAGGGAGAGAACGGUCGUGACGUUCCCAACGGAGUGAAUGGCGUAAACGGCCUGGUUAACGAGCACGCCGACGGAAUGAACAGCCACUCCAACGGAACUAACAGCGGCACCAACGGCGUUAACGGACACGCCGACGCUGUGAGCGGCCGCUCUGACAGCGGCUCCAAGCCGCCGCUGCGUCUGACCUUCCCAGAGUACCGCCGCAUCUCCAACCUGCUGGUGCUGCACCUCCGCAGGGCCGAAGAGGCUGAGGAGGAAGAGGAGUUGAAGAAGAGCGCAGUAAUCAACUGGUAUCUGAAGGAGAUGGAGUCAGAGAUUGACUCAGAAGAGGAACUCAUCAACAAGAAGAGCCUGAUAGAGAAAGUCCUGCACAGACUAGUGCACUACGAUCAUAUCCUGAUAGAGCUGUCUCAGGGAGGGCUGAAAGGGUCAGAGACGGAGGCACAGGAAGAAGUUCUGGUCGUCAACCCCAACUACACUCUGGAGGACUAGACCCGUCUCCCUCCCUAGCACUUUCCCCCUCCUUCUCAAUCGCCUCUUUCUAUAACUUUUACGUUGGACUCCAAUUCAGGACUCCUUGAAGUUGUUUUUGUUGAAUGUUGGUCAGUGUAAUUACAUUCUCAACAUUUGUCAUGUUUAAUUUUAUUGCUGCUUUAUAGAGUUUUUAAACAACUCUACCCUGUUUUAAGCCUUUUAUUUAUAUUGUUGUAGCCAGGUGAAUAAUGUUGCUCUGAUUUCUCCAGGGCUUUUACUGGCACAUGGCUGUUUGUGGGUCUCCUCAGUUAACAUGAUGUUAAUCCUGACUAGCAUGGUUUUACCUCCCAUGUUAAAUGUAUGUAUAAAAGAAUACACACAAAUUAAAGUCUACCCUUUGAUGCA